This is a messenger RNA of Lacerta agilis (Sand lizard), 1725 nucleotides long. RefSeq names its product serine hydrolase like 2 (gene SERHL2). NCBI's taxonomy places the organism in Eukaryota, Metazoa, Chordata, Lepidosauria, Squamata, Lacertidae. The record is from RefSeq and is a predicted model, not a curated record. The transcript has 13 exons. Bases 12 to 1319 code for a protein of 435 amino acids.
AUUGGUCCCAGAUGCGGAUCCUUCCGCGGCAUUCCUGCCUGCCUUGGCGGCGCCCGGGCAGCCGAAUGCUUUGUCUGCGGGGCUCGCGGCUGGCCCCGUUUGCGUGCUUCGGCAGCGAUCCGAAAGCCUUGCGCGGGAAAACAACAGCAACACUUAGGAGAACAGCCAGUUCCGUCAGUUAUAGAUAUAGGGCUGGAUCCAGACUAAGUCCAUUGAACUUAGGUCCCAGUCAGGAUUUAACACCAGCACCUUCGAUUUCAAGGAAACCCAAACUUAACUUGCUUACACCCGGAUCCCAAGCACGGCUACUCUCUAACAUGAUCUCAGAGAUGAAGUUAGUGGUCCCCUGGGGCCACAUCGCAGCUAAGGCAUGGGGAUCUCCACAAGGCCGCCCUGUCCUCUGUUUGCACGGAUGGCUGGACAAUGCAAACACUUUCAACAGGCUCAUCCCCCUACUUCCCAAAGAUUGUUACUACAUGGCCAUUGAUCUUGCAGGACACGGCCUGUCAUCCCACCGCCCACCUGGGGCAGUCUAUCACUUCUUGGAUUAUGUGGGUGACGUGCGCAGGGUAGCAGCAGCAAUGAAAUGGAAUCGGUUUACCCUUAUGGGCCACAGUUUGGGUGGGAGUAUUGCAGGCAUGUUCUCUUGUAUUUUCCCCGAACUGGUGGACAAGCUGAUCCUGGUGGAAUCCUAUGGUUUUUAUCCUGCACCUCAGGGUUAUCAAAGGGGCCCAGGAUUACAUGCAGAAAAGAAGCCGAGGUUCCUGUUUACCCCUAGAGAUGCUUUCUCACGUUUAGAGGAAGUGGAGAAGAUUUGCAAGUCCCAGCGGGAGGUAAUUGAGGAACUGCUGAAUUUUGAGACCAGCAAGUACCAUUCCCCCAAAGUACGCAGUCCUGAAGCAGCCCUUCAGAGGUUAUUGGAAGCAAACAGCCAUCUAACAGAAGAGAGUGCCAAGGUACUGAUGGAGCGAGGGGCUUCUGAGGUGGCAGGAGGUUUGGUUUAUAACAGAGAUUUAAGGGUCCUUGUGCAGAACAGCAGUUUUGUGUCUCUGGAUCAAUGUUGCACCAUCCUGAAGAAAAUCGAGGCUGAUAUACUGAUGAUCAGAGCACAAAAUGGGAUUUUUACCAAUCCUCCUAAAGGUAGCACCCCAUACUUUGUAGAGCCACUUGAGGAAGCAUUCAGGACCAGCCUAAAAGAGCGUUACCAAUUUGUGGAAGUUGCUGGCAAUCAUUUUGUCCACCUGAAUGAGCCCCAAGUCGUGGCCGGGAUCAUCAACACCUUCUUAAAUAAGGACCAGAAACCCAGAGCCAGCCUGUAAGCAGUGCCUACCUCCACCAUCAUGACUAACCCUUCCUAGAGAACAGAUGGAUGCCUUAGAAAGAAUCAGUCCUGAGGAGGAUGCCAUGGGACUACCUGCAGAGCAUCUUGCACAACUACCUUGUGGCGCGGUGGGGGCAGCUUGCACAGACAUUUAGCACGAACCAUUCUUUGUUCUGUUUCUACUGAAUGGCUCAGUCAGAUUCAGUUCUUCAUGAGUGCCUUAGUCCAGAUACACAUAUGUUGGGUGAGUGGAUUUGUCUUAAAAUGUUAAUUCAUGUCCUGGAUUAUGAUUUUCUGGGCCAGAACCUGGUGUUCUAACUAGGUAACAACUGUUAGUUCAGUGAAGGAAACAUUUUAGCCACUCAUGCUAGUUUAGGUAUUAAAACUAAGUUUGUCGCAGCUUG